UCUCUCUCCAUUUUCUCUCUCUAGGGUUUCGGCCGCACCAAACCCCACCACCAGCUCCGGCGACCGGCGGCGGCAACACCCCCACCCCCUCCCUACCCGCGCGUGCGCAGCAUCUGGCGUGGAGGUCGCUGGGGGAAGGGGAUGGGGACGGGGACGGAGGCGGAGGUGGUGGAGUCGGUGAGCGACCUCCCCGUGCAGGACCCGCCGGCGGAGGAGUUCUCGGCUGCCGACCUGCGGUGGGCCAAGUACGCGAGCUCCGAGCACCAGCGGGACGACGUGGCGCUCAUCCCGUACGAGCGGAUGGAGGCCUUCAUCGCCGGGGAGUGCAACAGCCCGGAGUGCCCCACGCGGUUCCACAUCGAGCGCGGCCGCAAGCGCGACCGGGGCACCCUCCGGGAGGUCAGGAGCGACGACUACCUCCUCUACAGGAUGUAUUGGUGCUCGUUUGGCCCGGAGAAUUACGGCGAGGGAGGGACGAUCUUGCCGAGCAGAAAGUACAGGCUCAACACUAGGAACCGCGCUGCUCGGCCGCAGUCAAUGCGGGGCUGCACAUGCCACUUUGCCAUCAAGCGGCUGUAUGCCCGCCCUUCGCUGGUGCUCAUUAUCUACCAUGAGAGGCGGCAUAUCAACAAGUCCGGUUUCAUAUGCCACGGCCCCCUGGACCGGGACGCCAUCGGGCCUGGUGCCAGGAGGGUGCCGUAUGUGGGGAGCGAGAUCCAGCAACAGACCAUGUCGCUGAUUUAUCUUGGUGUGCCGGAGGAGAACAUCCUGCAGACGCAUAUGGAAGGGAUACAUCGUUACUGCGGUUCGGAUGCGAAGGUUGAUAGUCUCGCUUCGCAGUAUGUCCAUAAGCUUGGGAUGAUCAUCAAGAGGUCUACGCAUGAGCUGGAUCUUGAUGACCAAGCCAGCAUCAGAAUGUGGGUUGAUAGGAAUAAGAAGUCUGUGUUCUACUACCAGGAUUCGACUGAUACAGAUGCAUUUGUUUUGGGGAUCCAGACAGAGUGGCAACUGCAGCAGAUGAUUCGCUUUGGUCAUCAGGAUCUUUUGGCUUCUCAUUCUUCAUUUGGUGUUAGCAAGCUGAAGUAUCCAUUGCACACACUCCUUGUAUUUGACUCAAGGCAACAUGCUCUACCUGUUGCAUGGAUUAUAACCCGAUCAGUUACCAAGCAAGACACUUUGAGAUGGAUGAAAGCACUUACUGAGAGAAUAUAUUCUGUUGAAUCCACCUGGAGAAUUGGUGGAUUUGUAAUUGAUGACCCAGCUUCUGAGCUGGACCCAAUCAGGGAUGUAUUCUCCUGCCCAAUUUUAUUUUCUUUAUGGCACAUUAGGAGAACCUGGCUUAAAAAUAUAAUCAAGAAAUGCAGCAACUCUGAGGUACAAAGGGAAAUAUUUAUGCAACUAGGAAAAGUUAUGUACAGUAUUUGGAGUGAGAAAAAUCCCAUGGAUGCUCUUGAGCAAUUGUUUCAAGACUUCGUUGACCAAACCGCCUUCAUACAAUAUUUCAAGUCAUUUUGGGUUCCCAAAUUGGAGAUGUGGAUUGAUACCAUCAGAAGUCUUCCAGUAGCAAGCCAGGAAUCAUCAGGUGCUAUUGAAGGUUACCAUCUAAAGCUCAAGGUUAAAGCGUAUGACGAUUCACAGCUUGAUGCUCUCCAACGUGUGGACUGGUUGGUGCAUAAGCUCACAACAGAGCUCCAUUCGAGUUACUGGCUCAAUCUAUAUGCGGAUGAAAGUGGUUCAUUUCCUGAGGUGAAAGCAGAGUAUGUUGCAUCCACUUCAUGGCAAAGAGCACUGAAGAUACCUGACGAUGCUGUUAUAAUUGAUGAUAAGGAACCAUUUUUAGCAAAGGUGGCAAGCCAGAAGGAUACUAAUCAGAUGUGGAAUGUAUGGAAUCCUGGGUCUGAGUUCUCUUUCUGUGGUUGUUCAUGGUCAAUGCAGGGUAACCUAUGUAAGCACAUCAUAAAGGUUAAUAUGAUGUGUGGACCUCGCAAGGAUUUCCAGCCCUCGCUCUCAUUCCAAUCGUUUCAGCGUGUCCUACUUGAUUUGUGGCAAAAACCAAUGGAUGAUUCAUUCUCACUCGAUCUGUCAGUAGCAUGGGUUAUGCAAAUGCAGGAGAGGAUCCAGAAGGUGACUGAGCUUGCUACCUCUGAUGGCAUUGCCCAAGUGUCUGGCCGAUUGCCGGUUCAAUGGACAAACAAGAAAGGGAGAAGAAUAGCUACUAAGCGCACAAGCCCUUUACGUGUUCUUCCUCAUUCCAAUGGUACUGUGCAAAAAGAUUUCACACCUAAGAAGAACAGAAAGAGAAAGAGGCUGUCAACAGUUUCAGUAACCUUUGGCUGAGAAGUCAGCUUAGCAUGUAAUCAGUUUGGUAUAGGCAUUGGAUACUAGGAUGAUCACCUCACAUCUUCUGAAACGGUCCAUCUGUUGUUUAGUUGGAUAUAAUUGUUUAGGCAGCAUGAGAAAUACACCGAAAUCAGUUUGUCUGGUCGUCCAUGGCAUUAUUAGUUGUUUCUACUGGCCACUUGGGCAUUUAUUUAUACAAGCCAUGAUCCACAUAUCUUUCUGGGAGACUGGGACUUGGCUGGAAAGCGCUAAAGUUCGGUUCAAGCGUUGGUCUACUUGAAAGUUUCUUCAAAAUGGUCCUGAACUGCAUUCAGUUUAUGGCUUUUUGCCCAGCACCUGUUUGAAGCUAUUGUAAGCUUUGCAAUUGUGCUUUUGAUGUACCGGUGCCCAUGAUGUAACUGUGAACCAAUUGAAUGCAGAUUCUCAAGCUUACAAUCAUGAUGUAACCCUAGAUGCUGAAUUGCUGAUAUCACAUGAUGAUCGGUUUGUUGCAAGCAUAUGAAUUCUUUUCACGUAGAGAUGGUACUUACAUCUCAGUGAGCAAAAUAUACAAACUGU
Messenger RNA from Oryza brachyantha (malo sina), 2898 nucleotides. RefSeq lists its product as uncharacterized. Gene Ontology annotation, molecular function: zinc ion binding. The record is from RefSeq and is a predicted model, not a curated record. NCBI's taxonomy places the organism in Eukaryota, Viridiplantae, Streptophyta, Magnoliopsida, Poales, Poaceae. The transcript is spliced from 6 exons. Bases 142 to 2337 code for a protein of 731 amino acids.